Molecule: messenger RNA, 346 nt
Organism: Anneissia japonica
Lineage: Eukaryota; Metazoa; Echinodermata; Crinoidea; Comatulida; Comatulidae
Product: 26S proteasome non-ATPase regulatory subunit 12-like
Exons: 2
Coding region: 10-288 (92 amino acids)
Cellular component (GO): proteasome regulatory particle, lid subcomplex; cytoplasm; nuclear proteasome complex
Source: RefSeq, a predicted model, not a curated record
AUUCGUAUUAUGGCCAAGUACUACACAAGGAUCACAAUGACGAGACUGGCACAACUCUUGGAACUAACAGAGGCAGAAGCUGAAGAAUUUCUAUCGGACCUUGUUGUAAAGAAGACAGUGUUUGCAAAAGUUGAUCGUUUAGCAGGGAUUGUCCAUUUUACUCAAGAGAAGGAUCCUGUGGAGAUCUUAAAUGGUUGGUCACAUAAUCUGAAUCAGCUAAUGCAACUCGUUAGUAAGACAACACAUCUGAUCAACAAGGAGGAAAUGAUACAUCAGUUUGUAAAUUGAUUACUUCAUUAAGCGGUGUGAAGUCUCGCCUAGACAGUUAUUUGUGUUUUUAAAAAAA